AUGGCGAAGAAGGUAGCUGGUGCUUCAAUCGGCCCCUUCCCUUUUGCGGACGUCGAAGCUGACUCAGGCUUGGUUUCCGACGUGCCGGAGCAGCUUCCAGAGGAGCACCCCGACGCCGACCUUGUGUCCGCCCUGCCCAGCGCGCCGAUGGCCAUGGGCCUGUCGAACCUCCGUCUCUACAAGGGCUUCUGGCUGCCGGAGUGGUCUGUCCCGGCGGCCGUCGCCCUACAGCGCCGCUUCGAGCCCCGCCGGGACGACGUCAUCGUGGCCAGCUUCCCCAAGAGCGGCACCACGUGGGUCAACGCCCUGACGUUCGCCACCAUGGCGCGGCGCGCCUACCCCGCCGCCGACGCCGGGCACCCGCUGCUACGCCUCAAUCCGCACCAGUGCAUCCCUUUCCUGGAGGGCCUCUUGGGCAGCCGGCGAGGGGAGGCCAAGCUCGAGGCGCUACCCUCCCCGCGCCUCAUGAACACGCACAUGCCGCUGGCCAUGAUGCCGCGAACCGCCGCGCCGCCGCCGGGCGGGGGCGGGUGCAAGGUCGUGUAUGUCUGCAGGGAGCCCAAGGACAUGGUGGUCUCGCGGUGGCACUUCCACCGGCGGCUGCAUCCAGAGCUGCCGUUCGCCGACGUCUUCGAGGCCGUGUGCAGCGGCGCGGUGGCGUACGGACCGGCGUGGGACCACAUGCUUGGCUACUGGAGCGCCAGCACGGCGAGGCCGGACAGCGUCCUCUUCUUGCGGUAUGAGGACCUGCUGCGGGACCCCGCCGAGCACGUCAGGGCGCUGGCGCGGUUCGUGGGGCUGCCUUUCUCCGGCGCCGAGGAGGAUGCCGGCGUCGUCGACGACAUCGUCAAGCUCUGCAGCUUCGGCCACCUCAAGAACCUGGAGGCCAACAAAACGGGCAACCUGAAUCCCAUGCUCCCGAUCCCGCGGGACGCGCUAUUCAGAAAGGGCGUGGCAGGUGACUGGGCGAACCACAUGACGCCGGAGAUGGCGCGGCGCCUGGACGAGAUCGUCGCGGACAAGCUCCAUGCCGUAGGGCUCGCCUUCCAUGAGGGACGACUCGACUGA
Messenger RNA from Triticum turgidum subsp. durum (durum wheat), 1068 nucleotides. The record is from the annotation of a GenBank genome assembly. Lineage: Eukaryota; Viridiplantae; Streptophyta; Magnoliopsida; Poales; Poaceae.